This is a messenger RNA of Sipha flava (yellow sugarcane aphid), 327 nucleotides long. RefSeq lists its product as uncharacterized. Lineage: Eukaryota; Metazoa; Arthropoda; Insecta; Hemiptera; Aphididae. The record is from RefSeq and is a predicted model, not a curated record. The transcript has a single exon. The coding region runs from base 1 to 327 and encodes 108 amino acids.
AUGGACGAUGCAACUAAUUAUCCGGUUGAAUUUGUAAAUUCAUUGAAACCACCGGGCAUGCCAUAUCAUAGGCUUAUUCUGCGUAUGGGCACACCUAUUAUGUUGUUGCGAAAUUUGAAACCGCCUAAACUGUGCAAUGGGACCAGGCUUAAAGUCAAAGCUUUACAUCGCAAUAUAGUAGAAGCCACAAUUUUAACAGGAUGUGCAAAAGGGGAAACUGUGUUUGUACCACGAAUCCCUUUAAUUCCGAAUGAUCAUCCGCUCGAAUUUAAACGAUUACAGUUUCCCCUGAAAGUCUGUUUUGCAAUGACUAUAAACAAGUCUUAA